Moneuplotes crassus is the source of this 1283-nucleotide messenger RNA. Lineage: Eukaryota; Ciliophora; Spirotrichea; Euplotida; Euplotidae. The record is from the annotation of a GenBank genome assembly.
GUGACAAAGCCAAAAUGGUCAGGAGAAGAGGGAUAUCACAGAAUCUAGAUUUUAGGUUUGAUAAGGUGAGAAAAAUUAAUGGAGGCAAAAAGAUAGACCUUAAAUUAGAAGUCUGAAAGCCAUACACAUCACUGAAGUCAGAGCUCCCAAACCAUCACUUACAAUCGAAGCUCUAAACUUUUUCUACAGUCCAUACAAUAACUCAGUUGUUUCUGGGAAAUUUAUGACUUUUAAGGACCUGCACAAGGAUAUUGAUGACUCUUGGAUGUAUGAUAUGAAAGCAGGCCAGAGACUCAAUAUCAGUAGAAAACCUAUGAACAGGAAGGGAGCUCCAAAGAAUACAGAAAUUUUUCAAAGAUCGAGCCAAAUGAGAACCCUUCAAUUCACUCUGGAGAAGUCAAUAGGAGAAGACCCGACUAAAACAUCUGACUCAUUCGGACCAAUAAGGAUGGCUCGGAAGAUGACAAGCAUUCGAGUCCAUAGUCACGCAAGGAAGAAGGUCAGAAUUAGUAAAUAUCCCAAAAUGAUAAAUUCUCCAAAUAUUCCAAGGAUCAAGAAGAAAUAACUCCCAUAAUCACAAAAGCAUAAAAAAUAGAGACAAUGACCACUUUUUUAAGAUUGAUCCAGUGCAAAAGGAAGGCAAAGAGAAUCUGCCUGUAGGGAGUAACCAGCUUUUUAGGAAAAAUCUGAAUAAAGCCCCUUACAUGAGACAUUCUGACUACAAUGUUUAUUUUAAAUAAGUCUCUGCUAAAGAAGCUAUCAGUAGCAAAUAAACCAAUCGCUGAUAAACCUACAAGAUUGGACAAAAUAAUUCAAGAAGCCUCAUCUAUUUCUUCAGCUAAAGAAACAGAUCCUGAAGAUAACAAAAGUGGUAACAAAGAAGGCCCAAGAGAGAAACAUAAAGAGGAGGACAAAAACAAUUUGCCUCUGAAAGCUUAUAGACCUCGUUUAUUCUCUCCUCAGCCUCAAGCUAGAAGAUUACAUAGACAUCAGAAAAGGAUUCUUAGUGCAAAUCCUUCACAGAGAAGAAGGAAGGUUUAUCCGAGAAAAUGUUUUUCUCCCUUAUCUGAUAGAAUAAAGGUAAAGAACAGAGAAGAUCAAAGGAAUAAGAAUAAAAUAGAACAAGUCAAAGAUAUCUUCACUUCUUUUAAAAGAAUCACAACACCAACGAAGAAUGAUAAAAAUAUGCUAUAUCUAGUAGUAAGCGAAGAAGGAGUUUCUAAAAAGAAGAUCAUUUGACAAGGAUGACAGGAGAAAUGGCUAUCCUAGAAAUCAUUUUCACC